Leptopilina heterotoma is the source of this 12710-nucleotide messenger RNA. RefSeq names its product dmX-like protein 2 (gene Rbcn-3A). The transcript has 27 exons. Gene Ontology annotation, cellular component: RAVE complex. Gene Ontology annotation, molecular function: protein binding. Lineage: Eukaryota; Metazoa; Arthropoda; Insecta; Hymenoptera; Figitidae. Gene Ontology annotation, biological process: vacuolar acidification. The record is from RefSeq and is a predicted model, not a curated record. The coding region runs from base 156 to 10214 and encodes 3352 amino acids.
ACUCUACUGCUAGAUCACUGUGUCACGUCAACUAUUAAGUUCCUUUUCGGGAAUUUAGUUUAAAUAAAAACGUGUGUUUGUCAAUACGACAGAUAAAUUCAUAUCUAGUAUUAUAUAAAUUAUUUGUGAAAAUGAUCUAAGUCAAUCGAACAAUAAUGAAUUGUCAUCAAAUAUUAAGCGGAGCUUGCAAUGCAGGCGAUCGUUGCUUUGCUGUCGGCUCUGUUGAAGGAAUAUCAUUUACCGCUUACGCUGCUGGAUGUAAUAUUGUGAUCCUCGCUAGUAAUUUUGAGCGUGUUCAAAUAAUUCCUGGUGCUGUGCAUAAUUACAUACGAAUCAGUUGUUUGGAUUGUAGCACCGAUACAGGAAAAAUUGCAGCCGCUUACGAAAAUCAAGUCUGCAUUUUCGAGCCAACUCCAUUAAUUCACAGCAAUUGUUCUCACCAAUUGGAAUAUCGAUGGGUUCAAACGGGUUCUCUUCAAACGGAAUCAAAUAUUACUUCUCUGUCAUGGAAUUUAGAAGGCACACGUCUUUUAACAGGCGGAGAACUUUUACAACUUUGGCAUCAAAAUAUUCUUCCAUUCCAGGAGGAACAACCCAGCGCCGUGACUUUUUCCAUUGGUGGUGAGGCAGAGAGUCCGGGACCUGGUGAUUCGGGAUCAACACACGACGUUGGAACAUGGAAUUGUGUUUGGAAAUGUCGUACAGCGACUCCGGUUCAUUUAAUGACAUUCAGUCCCGAUGGUACACUUUUUGCGACAACAGGAAUGAAUGAUAGACUCGUGAAAAUUUGGUUCGAGAAUAAACAACUGUUUCCGUCGAAGAGUAUUGAUCAAUCGUCGUUUAAUUUGCCAAUUAAUGAUAGUUAUAGUUUCGUUUACGUCGCUCAUCCUCGGGCUGUCACUCACAUUUCAUGGAGAAAAACUAGUAAAUACAUGCCAAAGGGAUCAGUUUCGAAUAUGUUAGUAACUUCCUGUCGUGAUAAUAUUUGUCGAGUUUGGACUGAGACGAUACCACCGGAAAUUGAAGGUUUAGCAAAUAUGAGUCAGUUUGAAGGCAGUGAUAGACAUGGACAUCAUGGAAAACAUCGUCAUCAUAAUAUGCAUAAACACAGGUUUAUGCAACGCCUUAAACACAUGAAAACGUGUUUCCACAUUCGUCGUCAUGCGAAGCAACAACAACACCAGGCAGGUCACACUGCCCCAACUCUUCCGACAUUACCGUCAACGUAUUCAGUUCACGAUUUUCAUAAUAAUUAUCAAACAUCGGCUCACUAUCCUGGAAUGCAUUUUCAUUUAGCGGCGAGCAUUAAUGCCGAAACAGAUAUUCCACUUGUACCAAGUUUAAUUACCGGCGAUCCGGAUCGAGAACCAAAUUUCAUUUUACAUUGGCUGAAUAAUAAAGAAAUGCAUUUUACGAUGCAGGCGGAAAACAUUUUACAGGAAUUGACGCGGAAAGUCGUGGAAAAAGAGGAAGGUAUGCAAAAUCAAGAAGUGGAGCAAACGGAACAUGAUUCGGAAGACGAGCAUACACCAAAGAAAGGCACUAAGCACCAAUCCAGUCAGAAAGCAAAUGUUGGUGGACGAGCAAUGAGUCAAGAGGAUCACAGUAGCGAUGAACAUCAUACGGCACAUACAACAUCGUCCCAUCCUAGUCUUCCUCACAGUGCCCAUUCUCACCAAAGUCUUAGCAAUACAACAUCGAUAAAUUCGAUAGCGACAGAUGCGACGUCCUCAAUGAAUCAUGCACCGGAUUCAUUGGAUACAAAAAUCGAGACACUACUCCGCGAUUGGCAUCACAAUCCCGAUCUUUUAUUUUCAAUUCAUCCAAUUGAUGGUUCAUUUUUAAUUUGGCACAUUGAAUGGUUAGAUGAAUAUCAUCCAGGUUCAUUUCGUCAGGCACAAAUAUCAUUUUCAACACGAAUUCCAAAUGCCUUUCCAUUAGGCGAUGCAUCAACAAUGAGUCACAAUGUCUCAAUGUAUUCGCACAAUACCGGCGGUCCAUUACUCAGUAUUCGUGAAGUUGCAAAAUCGUCAACAAAACAAAUGGACACAAACGAAGUAACAACACCAUUGCCAAGUUUAAUUGAACAAGACGAGGAGCAAUCGACAUUAACAUCAAAAGCCGGACAAGAAUUAAUCAAGAACGUACAAAAUUUCUCUCUAAAUCAAGAAACAAUACAAGAAAAUGGCGGUACAACAAUGGAAAAUGGUAAACCAACACAAGAAAGUGUCAAUGAUUUAUUAACACAGCCAAGUCCAAUAGUUUCAAUGGUCUCAAAACACGAGAAUGGAACAUUAAAUCUUUGGCAAUUGACAUUUGCCGAUAAGACAAAAUUCUCCCAAGUAUUGAGCAUUGGUCACGCGUGUCGUGCCUCCGGUCAUCGUUUUCGUGUUAACGACAUCACUUGUCAUCCGGUUCUACCACUUUUGGUGACAACCUCACAUCAUAAUGUUGCAUUACCUGAUUUUCCAAAUGGCGAUAAGGAUCAAGAAUCAAUUGAGACUAUUAUCAAUAAGGAGGAUAUAAAUGGUAAAGAUGUUAUGUCACCAACUGGAUUUUGCAGUGAAUUAAUAUUGUGGCGAGUCGAUGCAGUUGGACCAUUAUCAAAAAGUGGUGGUGUCUCGGAAUUGGCGAGAAUUAAUUCACCGGAAAUAUCGGCAUUUAGUAAUGUCGCCUGGAUACCGACACUUCUUCCUAGCACAACAUUGGGAAAUUUGUCGAAUUCGCCGAGUGCCUGUUUUGUUGCGAGCGAUGGUGAAUCGUUGCGUGUCUAUCAGGCGGUUAUUGACGCGAGGACAUUACUGGCUGAGGUUUCCAUCAGUGAGAGACGCAGUAGAAUGAUGGAUUCAAUGGCCAGUUUGUCGACUGACAUCUCAUCGGAUGACGGUAUUCGACACUCAAUUCAUGAUCGAAUUAAAAUUGUCUCACAACAAUCGACAGCGAGACCUGGUUGUGUUAUUCAGCUGGAUGCUAUUUCGGAUGCGACGCACGAUUGGCAGAAUACACAAUUUCUUCAUGUUUUUCAAGAGCAAUUGAUAACGGGCGAGAGAAACGAUGAGAAAUUACCUGGUCUCGAUACGACGAUUAAUGAUUUGGGUUUAAUGGAAUCGACACUCGAUGCUAUGGUGGAUCUACAACAAUCGGCAGUAUUUGAGGAGCCGUUUUAUAUUGUUGUUCUUGAGAGAACGCAGAAAGGAACGACUGUUCAUAUGUGGCGAUUGGUGAUUGCUUCGCAACCAGAAUCAAAUGGUCUAUCAGAAUCGAUGAUGUACGUGCCAGAUUCCCAGUUGGUCCAGGAUGAAGAUGACGACGGUACACCAGGAAGAUAUGGUCACGGCGACGGUCGAAGAUCACGACGACAAAGUCAAAGUGGUAAUCGAAGUCGUCGUGAGAGUCAAGCCGAUUAUGAUUCAACAUUUUUUCAUCGACGACAUCACAAUAGUCAUGUACUGAUAACAACAACAAAAGUUUGUACCCAAGAAUUACCAUUACCCGAAGGAGUUGAAGUUGUUCACGCCGCCCCCGCAGCCGGACAUUUAAGUAGUUCAUCAAUAUAUCCCGCUUGUUUUGCACCCUACAUUGUCGUGACGGCCUGCAGCGAUAGUACAGUGAGAUUUUGGAAGUGUAAAGUAACGAAAAUUGGCGAGGAAAAUCAAUUGAGUUACGAAUGGUGCGAGUGGGAAAUGAUCCGCAAGGAUAAGGAAUCAACGAUCGAUAUUACUGGUCAACCGUUGAAUAUCAGUGCAGCUUAUAGUGGAAGAAUUGCCUGCGCCUAUAAAUACGGAAAAUCGUUUACAAGACCGACGAAAAGUGAUCCAGAUUCGAGAUACGUGAAUCUUUGUGUGGCGAUUUAUGAAUGUGAGAGUACAGGGGGGAGUGAGUGGAUUUUGGAGGAUACGAUACACUUGAAGAAUAUUCAUUUGCCGAGAAUUCAGGUCGAUCAGCAUUUGGAUUUGAGUUAUUUGUAUGAUAGUCGAUUUUUGCAGAAGAAGCAGAGAUUGACGCAGGUUUUGCAGACGUUGAGUCAUGAGGAUGUGAGAUCGCCGAGGAAUGGUGAGAAUGGUGGGGAUGCGAAGGCUGGUCUCUUGGCGGUGCCUUCCUUUAGUACUCUGCAGUCGUUGAGAAAAUCGAUUAUCGAGAAUGGAAAUACUUGUCCACUGACGCAGAAGCAUUUGGUGCAGCUCGAUUGGGUUUCGAAGGAGGAUGGAUCGCAUAUAUUGACAGUGGGGGUUGGAUCAAAGGUCAUGUUGUUCACUCCGGUUUGCUCGGAUCUCGCCCAAGCGAAUAUGAAGGCAAUGAAGGAGUCGCAGGGCACGAAUCGACCGAUUUUACGCAAAACUUCUUCUCUCGCACAACCGCAGUUUGUGGACGAGAUUCGUUGGAUGAAGCUGAGGAAAAUUGAAUUGUUAACAGCCGAUGGUCUACCGCCCCUGCCGAUGCAGAUCUCAUGGGUUAGGGACGGAAUUCUGGUGGUUGGAAUGGACUCCGAAAUGCAUGUCUACUCGCAAUGGAAACCGAAUCCAAAGAAUGAUUUUUUCCACUCUGGAUUACAGCACCAGGAGUCGGAUGAGUUCCAAGCGAGUCGGAAUCUGCGGGACGAGGAUCUGCGCACCCUGGCGAAUGAGACGUCGCAAAGAAGGUUGGCGAACGUCUCCUCCAUGACACAUUUGUCGAGAGUGAGUAGCAUCAAUCUCACCAUGCUGGACGCGAAGAAAAAACGUGGUCUACAGACCGAAGGCGCUAAUUACGACUACAUGCCCGAUUACGGUCUAUUCGAAGCUUCGCGAAUAGCCUGUCCGGUCCUCCCUCAGUAUCAUCCGAAGCAAUUGAUGGAGCUGCUGAACUCUGGAAAAAUCCGCUGGGUGAAGGCAAUUCUAGCCCAUCUGGUUCGCUGUAUCGCCAGUUCGUGCACCAUCAGAGCCGACGACGAAAACCUAAUGAAACAAAGAAGCGGUUGGUCGAGAUCGAGAACAAUGUCCGUGAGUUACGUCGGCACUACUUCGCCACUCGAACCUCGCGGAUCCACUACGCAAAUUCCCGAGGAAUUAACACUUGACUACGCGGAAAUAACGUCAAUUUCGCCCCUUCCUCUAUGGACGCUGCUUAUCGCGGACAAGGAAACAAACACCGCCAUUCAACAGAAGGAGGACAAGGAGGACUAUAACGAACUGUUCGACGGGAAUGUCGAUGAGGGCGACUCCCUGGAUGAUAUGCUCGACGAUGACUAUGAUUCUUCUCGACAGAAGGACAGACGAUCGUCCGUUCCUGAACGACAGGGAAUUUCUCACUUUGGUCCCAGGCAAGGACGACUACUCUCUCGGCUACUUACUCAUACUCAUUUGCCAGGUCUCUCGAGUCUGGACCAAAUGCACUUGUUGGCCCUCGCUGACACUGUCUCCACGUGUAAUGUCGAUUUUGCGGAACGCUUUGCGAUUGACGCGGCUAAGAAUGCGAUCGCUAAGGAGAACCUGACUGGAAUUCCGGAUGGCGAGGCUGUAUCGACAGACUCUUUGGAUGACUGUGGACUACGGUUUCUCCUUGCGAUGAAACACUAUAAUUAUCUCAUACGCUGUCUCCCAAUGUCGCAGAGGGCACAAUUUCAAAAACAAGGUGUCGCGACGAAUAAUCUCGUCUGGGCUUUUCAUUCUGAAUCGGAAGAGGAAUUAUUGGGUCUAAUACCAUCGUACGCGAAGGGACAACCAAAAUGGAUGAUUCUAAAAGAACUGGGAGUCGGCUGGUGGAUUAGGAGUAACGCAGUCCUGAAGACCUGCAUCGAGAAAGUGGCGAAAGCUGCCUUUCAACUGAAGCAAGACCCCCUUGACGCUGCAAUCUACUAUUUGGCAAUGAAGAAAAAGAAUCUUGUCUGGGGUCUAUUUAGAAAUCAAAGAGACCAGAGGAUGACGAAUUUCUUCGCGAAUAGUUUCACAGAGGACAGAUGGCGCAAGGCGGCACUGAAGAAUGCCUUCGCCCUGCUGGGUAAGCAGAGAUUUGAGCACGCGGCCGCCUUCUUCCUCCUCGCCGGUGCUCUGAAGGACGCUAUCGACGUGUGUCUGGAUAAAUUGAACGACAUUCAGUUAGCGAUGAUAAUCGCCCGACUCUACGAGGACGAUAUGACAUCACCGAAUCUGAAGCGUCUGCUCUUUGAGGAAAUCUUGGGUUGUGACAAGGAGGGUAACAAUCAAGACAUGUGUAAAUUUCAUCCCGAUCCGUUUUUACGAAGCAUGGCACUUUGGAUUCUUAAGGAUUAUUCCGGUUCUUUGAAUACUUUGCUCUUGACGAAUGUUGGAACGAUGCAUCCGCAGUAUAAUGACGAAUCGGAGAAACCCGAGGGUACGACCGCAAAUCCGAAUGUGUUUAAUUUUUAUGUUUAUUUACGAACGCAUCCAUUGUUGAUUCGACAGUACAUUGCGUCGACGGCUCAGGAUCGGAAGAAGGGACACACGGUGGUGAUUUCUGGUUUUAGUUACGGUACGGAAACGAAGGGACAGCCGGAUAAGCAAUUGAUGUUGGAGGACAGUAUCACGCCGUUGGAGAGACAGUUGUAUUUUACGACAGCUCAUGCACAUUUCAAGGCUGGUUGUCCUGCGCUCGCUCUCGAGGUUCUCUCGAAAUUGCCCAGUAAAGUGAUGGAUUCGAACUGUGAGGAUUCGCCGAGUAUUUUGAAUAGUCCGAUUAAAUCGAGAGCGCAGGAUUUGCAGAUUGAUACGGGAAUUAUCAGUUGGAGUGGAAGGACAGAGGAGGUGAAGGGGGAGUCAUCGGCGGGGAUGGAUUGGUCAGAGCCGGUAGUGAAGAAGAGUGAUGAAUUGGUACUGGAUUGGGAAGAUGAUGAGGAUGAUAAUGAAGAGAGUCCGCCUAUGAGUAUGAAUUUGGAUAAGAAGAAGGUCGAGGUGGAGAAGGAGGAGAAGGAGGAGGAGAAGACAAAUGGUUCGUUGGAUAUAAUGGCGCAACAAUUGAAAUUUGUGGCGUGUCUCAAGAUUUUGAUGGAGGAAUUGUCGACAUUGGCGACGGGUUUUGAAGUCGAUGGGGGACAAUUGCGGUAUCAGCUUUAUGUUUGGUUGGAGAGGGAAGUUGACGCUUUGAAGCAACUUUGUAAUUAUAGUGCGAACACUGAUGGCGAUGCGAUUAAUUCGUCGGAAUAUGAGGGAGGAAUGGUGGAUGAUGUUCCGCCUUAUCGACCAGGUGAACAGCCGACUUUGCAUGAAAUUUUACUGUCUGAGAAACUUGAUUUUGAGGCGAAAGUUCAACGAGCUGCGAGGAGGAAAAAAUGGUUGAAGGCCAAUGAGACUUUGCUGAGAACUUUAUUGUCUUAUUGUUCAUUGCACGGAGCGUCUGGCGGUGGAUUGGCGUCGGUGAGAAUGGAAUUACUUUUGUUGCUUCAGGAAUUGCAGCAGGAGAAAACGCAACAACAGUUGUUGAGUCCUCUUCCAUUCCCGACAACAUUGCCAUUGUUGAGUGCAAGUGUCGCUUGUAAUAAAACCGUCAUUGCUGAUCCAGUUCGUCAUUUACAGUCAUUGACUCACGACAUGUUGCAAACUUUGGUGGAAUGGAGGAAUACUCCAAUGCCGCAUAAAAACACUCAUUAUUGUGAAGUUUUCAUCAUGAGAGAUCUUGCCGUUGCUCUCAGUGCUUGUAUCUAUCAGUCUCUCUGCGAUUCCGAUACGUUUGUCAUGAAACAUCAUCAGUUCGAUAAUAGCUUCCCGGCGUCAUCGGAAGUGGAACCAUUCUCAGGAGGACAUUUAGUGGCGUCGAAUAAAUAUCAUCGUCGUUAUUCAACGGAAGAUGGAAUUGUGAUAACGACAUCGCCAACAAAAUGGCCCGGUGUGACAAGUUUACGUGCCCUUUUAGCCCGUGAAAAAGACGAGGACACACCUAAAUUGAAUAUUCUUUUAUCGGAGUCAUUUGUCGCGACUUACAUGAGUCUCUUUGUUUACGCCCUAUCGAGCUGUGACAGUCACAUUCUCUAUCGACUUGUAGGUCAGAAAUUCGACAAUAAUACAUGGUCGACAUUAUUCGGUGGCGGUGUUAAGAAACUUUUACGAGUUGCAAGUACUGGAGGUCAAUCGACAGGAACGCCAGUUGUCGAGAGAGCUGAGAGUAUCAGUGAAAUUCAAACGGCAAGUGGCGUUUGGAAUACAAUGACAUCGCUGACCAAGCAGCGAAUGAAAUUAAAUAUGAAAUUACUUGGACAAUUCACUGGACAACAGCCAAAUAUGAAGGAGGAUAAGCCAACUUAUCGCGAACAAUUUGUCUCGCCAUUGAUGAGCAUGAUUUCAUAUUUUCUUAUAAAGCCGAGGAUCGAGAGCGAAUAUGCUGAUGAAAUUGAUUACGAUUCUUCGGAUUCGGCCGUUUCGGAUCUUGAUUCAUCGGAAGAUGAGGAAGACGUUUUUGAUACGAACGCAAAGCCAAAGAGUAAACCAAAGGAUAAUACCGAGCACUCGAAUCCAAAUUCGUACAGUUGGAGUAUUUUAAGAUUAGCAAUCGUUCGAAUUCUACAACAGCAGAUGCAGGACUUCUUGAAUAUCGCCGGAAUCGAAAUGCAAGAAUUGCCAGUGUGUAGUCCAUUGAUUCAUGGAACAUUAGGGAUUGUAGCCCAAUGGCAAGAGUCGUUACGUGAAGAACUCGACUCGAAAGGACCGCCAUCAGUGAAUUUUAUUCCUGGUUGUGCUCCCGAUCCCGCGCCUACGCCUGGAAAACCUGCGAUUCAUAAAUAUCGAUCGCUUUUAGAAAAAGGAAAUACGCCAUUCAAUACUCGAUUGUCAGCUGCCGCUUCGGUGAAUCGUUUAUGGUGUUAUUUGGUGAGACAAGAGGCUGUGCAGGAUAUCUUUAUUAGAUCAGUAUUCGGUAAAAGGAGAUCAUUAUCAGCGUUAUUAGAUUCUAAUCAGAGUGGAGUAGAUAAUCUUAAUCGAGGAUCGGGAACUGGAGAAGAUAAAGGAAGCGACAGUGGCACGACAAGUUUGCCAGAGCCUGUUCGAAUUAUACAUAAGGAGCAAGACAGCAUUAGUGCCUUUUGUUUAAAUCAGGUAAACGCCGGUCUAAUGGCGAUGGCAACGCCGCGAGAGGUGCAAGAAAUGGACAUAUCGCUGCUACUCGAACUGCCUUCCUGGUUGGAGGAUGAAUGCGAAUUUGAUUUAAUAAAUCUUAAUAAGCAGCCUGAUCCGGAACCGCUUCAGCCCACUAGUUUUCUAGUCAUACAGACGGCAGCCGAUAGACCUCUACUUGCUCAAAGUCCGCAGCAAAAUAGUCCACAACCACAGUCAGGCAUAGCUAGUCAAAGCGGGCGAGGCGCAAGUGUGAUGAAGGGGAUGCCCGCUUUUCCUGGCUCCCACGAUCUUCGUUUCUGUCAGUUUGUCGCUGAUAGGAGUAAACACUUAUUGAAGCCGAUCUUGAAACAUAAAAUUGAUGGUAUUAGAAGAGUCUCUUCACAUCCGCUGUUACCGCUGUACUUAACAGGAUCUCAAGAUGGAUCAGUGUCGUUGUGGGAGUGGGGUCAUCAAACCGCAGUCGCAACUCCUCGGCCAUCGGGAACUUUUGCAAAAGUCACCCGAGUGCGUUUCUCUCAACAUGGAAAUAAAUUUGGAGUCGCUGAUUCAGAUGGUCAUCUCAGUUUAUUUCAAGUGGCCUGUAGAGACGGAUCGACACGACCUUUCUUUAAUUAUCAGUGUCAUAGCAAAGUCACAGCCGAUUUUGUCUUCCUUGGAGCGUGUAGUCUCGUUGCCACUGCUGGUCAUGGCUCUGAAGGACGAAACGUCGCUCUCUGGGAUACUUUGCUUCCACAAAAUAAGUCCCAAGUUCAAGGAUUUGUGUGUCAUGAUCAGGGAGCGAGUUCAGUGAUAUUAGCCCCACAGCAUCAGCUGUUGAUCAGCGGUGGGAAAAAGGGCGACAUUAAUAUUUUUGACGUACGACAAAGGCAACAACGUCAUAGAUUUCAAGCUCACGAGUCUGCAAUUAAGUGCUUGGCACUUGAUCCACAUGAAGAAUUUUUCGUCAGCGGUGCCGGAGAUGGUGACAUAAAAGUUUGGGGUCUAACCGUCCAUUCUCUUCUCUACUCAUUUCCUGGAGAACAUCCUAGAUCUAGCUUUUUCAAGAAUAUAGGCCAAGGCGUCACUCAAUUACAUGUGGAUUCUGCUGGACGUCUAUUUUCCUGUGGGGCGGAUGGUUCAAUGAAAGUACGCCAAUUGCCAGAACGAGACUGUAUAGUUCAGAACUAUUAUUAGAAAUUAAAAGGAUAUUGAUAAUGAGACACGGAAAUAAUGUAAGUAAGCCAGAGCAACUGCUACGAUAUCUUAAAAAAAAAAAUGCAAAUGGCCUUUGAUACGUGAGGUUAUAAUCGUAAAUGAGAACGAAGGAACAAAAAAAAAGUCGAUAUAAUCUUGAAAGUAUACUUGCAAAUUUAGAAAAAAAAAUAUUUAAAAACAAAUGACUCGUUAGGGCAAAACACGAUUACUAAUUCCCACGAAAUAUUCACGCCUUUGACGAUGACAAUGAAAAGAAAAAACCGAGAAUUAUUCAUCUAUUUUUCAAAAAAAGAAAAACAAAAGCACUGCCAACGUCUUUAAAAACUAUCGCGUAACCGGAUUAAAAAAAAACCCAAUUGGCAAAAUCGUUCUUCUCCUUUUCUUUUAAAAAAAAUCUACGUGCACAUUAAUUAUAAUAAUCAAUCGAUAAUUACCUUUAAAGUUACAAAAUUACCAGUUGAUUAUUAAUUAAUUAUUUAAUUGUCGCACUUGGAUAAUAGACGUUAAUUUUUAAAUUUGACACCAACAUUUUUUCCUCCAAUAAUAAUCGAAAUUUCGAAACGGAAAAUAAAAACAAAAAUAUCUUUCUAUCUAUUGCACCGAUCUCUCGAAAAUCUUUCAAAGACACCAAACUUUUUCCCUAAAAAAAAAAAAUUACUCUAGAAUUUUUCUCCCAAAGCUAAAAUUGUGUGAACAUUUUUCUCUUAUUAAGAAUUUAUAAUAAUAAAAUUGUGUGGAAAUUUUUUGAAAACUUUAAAAAAGCAAAAUCUAUUUGUCAAAUACUUAAACUUUUUCCUGUUGUAAAUUUUAAAAUUUUCAUUGACAAAGAAAAAGGAAAAAAUGAGAAAAAAAAUGAUUGUUAAAAAAAAAUUAAUUUUUUCGAACUUACUCCGUGUUACCGAAGCUUUUCCGAAAAGUAGCUUUCUUAAAUGACAAUAUCUUUAAUCGCUAUCGUAUUCUAUAUCUCCUCUGAAGCCUAUUUCGUAAUUGUACUAUAAAAAAAAUAAUAUAAUAUAAUAAUAGUAAUAUAAUAAUAAUAAAAAUAAUAAGAAUAAAAAUAAUGAGAAUAAAAAUAAUAAGAAUAAAAAUAAGAAUAAUAAAAAUGAGAAUAAUGAGAAUAAUAAAGAUAAUGAGAAUAAUAAUAUUAAUAAUAAUAACAUAAAAAUAAACGUCAAGAUGAUUGUCCUAAUAAUCUAAUCCUGAAAAGGAAGAUGAAAAAGCAAAAAAGAAAACUCGACGUCGAAUCUCUAACGAUGCUACUCUAUCUAAUUCUCAAAAAAAAAACAUCUUUGGAGAUAUCUUUACACGUCUUAUUACGAAUUUAUUAAAUUUAUUCCAUUUUUCGAGAUUGGUUAUAUUCAUAAUGUUUGUUAUAUAUGAAAAAAAAAAUAUUGUCACGUAGUCUACUUGUGUUUUGUAAAUACUUAUUAUAUUAAUUGUAAAAGAAGAAAAAAAAAGACCGAACCGAAAUAGCAAAUUAUAUCAACAGAGAUACCUCUCGUUGUUUUUAAGUCAAAGCGAAUAACUUGUUAUCAAUUUAUAACUCGUUGACAUUUUCUGAUUUUAUAUAUGAAAAGAAAAAAAUAUUUAUUGUCGAAAAAAACGACUGUUUUUUAUUUUUAAUUAAUUUGAUACAUAAGUUUUUCUUAAUGUCGUCAUAGACAAAAAAAAAAAUGUCAUUCUUAUAAUCAAAAUUAAAUUUUGAUUUGUAAGUGUAGGGAAAAAUUUGAUCGUUUGUGAUCUCUUUAAGGACACAUGAAUAUUUUUAACAAAAAAUGUAUUAUGUUAAUCUGAAUUUUCAGUAGAUAGAAUUUUCGAAAAUUUUUACUUUAAAUAUUAAACUAAAGUUUGUGUAGAAAGGAAAUUUUGUUUAUUUUAUCUUCUAUUUUUUAAACACUUUUCAAACAUUUUUUAAAAAUUUUAAACAUUUUUAAACAUUUUUAAACAUAUUUAAACAUUUUCAAUAAUUUUUAUUCAAAGUAGUUUUUCAUUCUCAGCAGAAUUUGUCAAUGUGGAAAGUAAAAUUGAAAUAAUUUUGUUUAAAAUUGAAAUUACAGUUGAAUUUUUCACACAGAUUAUAAUUCAGUUAAAUAGAAAAAUUGAAUUGAAAAAUUUUAUGUUAAAAUUUUAAUUGAAUAGGAAUCAAAAUAAAGUAAAUGUAAUAAUUGACACAAAUAACGUAAAUAAUAAGUGAAAUGAAAUAAAGUGAAUAAUAAAUGAAAUAAAAUGAAUAAAAAAUGAAAUAAAUAAAAAUGGAAUUAAAUAAUUAACAAUAAGGAAAUAAUAAUAAAUAAUAAAUAAAACAUUAUAAAAUUCAAUCCACUGGAAAUUUGAAGUAAUUAGUAUUAAUAUUCAUGUGAAAGUCUAAGUUAUUUAAAUUAUAUUAAUUUGAAUUCAUUCAUUUUGACUACUUUUCGAAAAACUUUUUUCUAUUUCAAAACUUUCUUUUGUAUAAAGCAAUUUAAAUCCUUUAAA